Anopheles merus is the source of this 1385-nucleotide messenger RNA. RefSeq lists its product as uncharacterized. Lineage: Eukaryota; Metazoa; Arthropoda; Insecta; Diptera; Culicidae. Bases 238 to 1167 code for a protein of 309 amino acids. Gene Ontology annotation, molecular function: sequence-specific DNA binding. The record is from RefSeq and is a predicted model, not a curated record. The transcript is spliced from 2 exons.
GAACAGACUGUAUCCUUGCGAUCAGCACACACGAGCGUCACCAGGUCGUUUAUGUUUGACAUUUGAUGUAAUCAAAAAAACUCUACCAACACAAACACAAGCAAGCGAAGAUUAUAUACAGGUAAUUUGCCGCUAGAACGCCCCCGUAGAAAUUGUUCAAAACAGUGUUUAAUUACUUCGAAGAAUACAUAUUCCGUAAGCGUUAAUGUACAUAUUCCCCAUCGCUCAUUAGUAACAAUGAGAAAUUGCUACGUAUAUUCGUGCGAUCGGCGUCAUAAGGGUGACCCAAAGCGGACAAUGUUUAACGUACCAAAGGAUCCGGAAAAGUUUGAGGAAUGGCGCGCGGCACUACCGUUACAUCGGCCCUUGCGGCUACACGACCGGGUGUGUGAGAAGCACUUCAAGCCGGAAGAUAUACAGCGAGACUGGACGUACCACAUACGGGGCGAAACACGGAAGCUGAUGCGAGCGAAACCGGUCCUGCUGCCGGACGCAGUUCCCUGUGUUUUCGACUUCGUGAAAAAGGUCGAAAAUAAAGAGAACAGAGGUCGACGGAAAACAGCCGAACCAGCGAAAGAAUCACCGUCGGAAGAAGGUGGCUUGUUGGUGGUCGUUGAAGGCACCGGCCCGCAGGAGGACGAACCAAUUGGCGUGAGGCAAACGUCCACGGUUGUUUUGUUUAAUGACGAAUCUUUGGAUGCAGUGAUCAAACAACCAGCACCCCUCGGUGAAGGUAUGGAAGAGGCACUGGUAGAAGCCGAACCAGAUGCCGCGACAAAAGAGUCCAUCUUCGAGGAAUUGUACGAUAACAUCUAUGAGGUUGAGCUACCGUCUACGCUUUGGGGUGUGCACCGGGAACCGGACAGGAGGUUUGCCGCAUUUAGUCGCUUCGAAUGGUGCCCGAGCGAUGACGGUGGAGAGGCAGUUAAAUCGGUUUCGCUUUUGGUCGACUGUUCCUUGGCAUGCCGGGCCUGGUACCGUGGGCGGGUCGUGCUCGAAAGGGACAUUUCCACGAAGCUGGUACCCUGGCCGGAUGAUGAAGAAACGUCAGUUCGAUUUAAUGUUUUAAUAGAAUUACUUGACAGGCUAGAAAAAGCUGCCACCGAGAAAGGUUCAGUGGACGUAGAACAAGUAAAGCAAAUCUUAGAAAAUUGUUUCAAAGAUUGAUCUCCCAAAGCAAUGUCGACUUAAAAUAAAAGUAAACAAAAAAAAAAAAACACUACCGUAUCCGACGGCUGUUUUGAACUAAUAAGCGAGUGUAGCUGAAAAAUGAGCUUCGUUCGUGCAUUUGAAUAAAUAUAGCGAAGCGGCCACGCCGGGAGAAUGUUUUGAUUCGAUUAUGUACGUCUUACUCAACGACCACACCACCUCCAACUGAAAAGGUC